AUGACUGAAGCUAAUAACAAUAUUGAUAACAACCCAAUGGAAGAAUCCAUAAAAAACUUUAAACGAUAUUUGAUUGACGUCAAUAAUGAAGUUGCAGAGGGCAUAGUCAAUUCAGGCUUAAAAUGUUUAAUUAUCACUUAUAAGGUUGCAAAAAAAUUUGAUUUUAUAAAAGAUAAAAGUUUACUCAAUAGUAAAGCUAAUGCCAAGACAUAUAUUAUCAAUAAAGUGAUAUAUAAUAUUGCUAAACAAGUAUCAGAUAAAAAAAAUCUAAAUCUCUCUUCACCGAUUACUAGAGAUAGUGAAGCCUGA
Acaulospora colombiana is the source of this 309-nucleotide messenger RNA. NCBI's taxonomy places the organism in Eukaryota, Fungi, Glomeromycota, Glomeromycetes, Diversisporales, Acaulosporaceae. The record is from the annotation of a GenBank genome assembly.